AUGAAUAUUUGUGUGUAUUUCAGGAAUUGUUUAAAAGCAGUUAUUUUAUUAUGGACCGGCAUCAUAGCUUUCAAUGCAUCGGUGACCGGUUACGUGCUUGAAGGUAACGACGUACGUUCAAUAAAAGUAACCUAUUGUGGAGGGUUGCUUAGGAGUAUAGACAUAUACUAUGUUGAUAUACGUAAUGGAGGGCCGCUGAAGGAUUUCUUUGAUUUCUUACAGCUGCCAGGAAGUAUUGGACCUGUAAAACGUUUAGUGAUACCUUAUAAUCAAUCGUGGUGUGAUGGAGUAAACCAGACUGUCGAAUUGCCCGUACAGUUACUGGAGGCAACAGUCAAGAAAAUAAAAUUCCCACCACCACAAAAACAAGAAAAUGAAUGGGAUAGUUGGAGGGGUACGGGUGGUAUUCAUUAA
Macrosiphum euphorbiae (potato aphid) is the source of this 414-nucleotide messenger RNA. The record is from the annotation of a GenBank genome assembly. Lineage: Eukaryota; Metazoa; Arthropoda; Insecta; Hemiptera; Aphididae.